Molecule: messenger RNA, 1095 nt
Organism: Brugia pahangi
Lineage: Eukaryota; Metazoa; Nematoda; Chromadorea; Rhabditida; Onchocercidae
Source: the annotation of a GenBank genome assembly
AUGGCAGUGUAUAGUCGGAACGGUUUUCGUUGGUCACUAAAUCCGCUUCUUGUUAUUGUGGCAUUUUGUGAAUUUUGGCUUGGUAUCAAUCAUCUGCUAUUUUGCUUACCAUUCUAUCCUUUUCUGAUACCCAUCACUACUGCUGUUUUUGCUUUUAUCACCGCUUUUCAUGCCCUUUUUCUUCAUUUUCCAAACAGAAUGGACUUUGUGCUUCAUUGUUGUUCUGCAGCUUUGGGACUGAUUCUACUAGUAACAUCAAUCACUGAGACAUUUUGUGGAGUUGAUGGUAUGUUAAACGAAGAUGAAGAUAAUAAUGCCCGUGAUACUUCAGCAAAUCAGAUUUCAAUGUUACAAGCAUUAUGUUAUGGCUUAUCAUAUCGUACAUCAACUUACCAGAAAUCUUGCAACGACUUCUUAAGACCACUUCACGAUUCACUGCUACUUAAGUUGGAUAUAACCUUCCAUACAAGUUCAGUUAAUUUUAUGACAUCUUUUUUAUUGAGCGGAUUUGCACUGGCGCAUAUUGCAACCUGUACAGCUCUUGCAUACUUUAGCGCGGAAGAGAACGGGUACUUAAUUCGUUCUUAUCAUGGUCAACUAGUAGUCGGCAUAAUGAUGAUUCCCUCAGCAUUACUUCAUCGCUUCUAUUGCUGUACAUAUUUUUACCUAUGGCCUGCUGUUUUCGUCGCUCUUUAUACCGUAUUCCAGUGCAUUAUCACCUGGAAAUACCACUAUCGAGGUAAAUUUGUUCGGUUAGCAAAUAUAUUUGGCUCGGGUAUUGCGAUGGCAUUGGCUGCUAUGGCAUCAUUUGGAAUGUUCUGCACUUUUACGAGGUUCUCAAUGAAUCGUUUCCCGUUUCAACGUCACUGUUAUUCUCCUUCAUUAGCUUACCAAUACUGCUAUCGAGUUAUAGAUUUUCGCAGCCCAUAUACGGAAUGGAGACGUGAAUACGUGGUCGCAGAAACGAGUGCAGUUCAAGUUCUCGUCAAUCUGUGGUUAUUCAUCUCAGCUGUUUCUCUCUUUUCCUUUUCACUGAAAUCAGCUUUUACAACUGAAAUAUUAGCCGGCUAUUUACCAACACAGUCAAUCUCUUAA